AUGUUGCAGGCCCGGCAGCACGGAGACGAGCUUUUUGUCGGGGUGCACAGCGACGAGGACAUUUUGGAGAACAAGGGGCCGGUUGUGAUGACGCUGAAGGAGCGUCUGGCCGCCGUGGACGGGUGCCGUUGGGCCACGCAGUCGGUGCCGGGUGCGCCGUACGUGACAGACCCGCAAGUUAUGGACUCGUACCGGUGCAAAUACGUGGUCCACGGCGACGACAUCACGACCGACGCGAACGGCGAGGACUGCUACAAGACGAUGAAGGAGCUGGGCCGGUUCAUUGUGGUGAAGCGCACGCCCAACAUCUCCACGACCGACCUGGUGGGCCGCAUGCUGCUGUACUCGAAGAACCACCAUCUGGCCCCGAUCAGCUCCCGUCACUGGGACGAGUACGCUGCGGGAGAGGCGUCGCACGAGCUGCUGUUGCCGGACGCCGUGCAGCGGUACCGGGCGUACGCCACGUGCGAGGACGGCAAGAACCCGGGCGUGGCCGUGUACGUGUAUACGGAGGACACCAGCAAGUUGCACGAGCUGGUGGAGCCAAGUGGUGGCCGGUUUGCGUCCAAAAACAUCUACUACAUCGACGGCGGGUUCGAUCUGUUCAACCCGGGCCACAUUGUUGCGCUCAAGACGCUGAAGGAGCGGGCUGUGCGUGAGAACGCGGUUGUUCUUGUUGGAGUCAACAGCGACGACGACGUGAACAGACACAAGGGCCUGAACUAUCCGAUCAUGAACCUGUUUGAGCGGUCGUUGUGUGUGCUGCAGAGCGCGUACAUCGACGGCAUUGUGCUUGGGGCGCCGUACAAGCCCACGGCGGCGUUUCUGGCCUCGUUCGACGUGCCCGUGGCCAAAGUUUUCCACGGCCCCACGUCCGAGCACGACGACCCGUACGACGACGUAAAGCAGCUGGGAUUGUACGAGAACCUGGGUCGCCACGAGUACGACCACAUCUCGACCGAGGACAUCGCGAGCCGCGUGCUGAAGAACAGAGCCGCGUACGAGGAAAGACAGCGACGCAAGGGCUGGAAGAGCGAGCACGAGCGCCAGCUGGAGCAGCAGGAAAAAAAAUAA
Molecule: messenger RNA, 1074 nt
Organism: Ogataea philodendri
Lineage: Eukaryota; Fungi; Ascomycota; Pichiomycetes; Pichiales; Pichiaceae
Exons: 1
Coding region: 1-1074 (357 amino acids)
Biological process (GO): phosphatidylethanolamine biosynthetic process
Cellular component (GO): cytoplasm
Molecular function (GO): ethanolamine-phosphate cytidylyltransferase activity
Source: RefSeq, a predicted model, not a curated record